AGGAUGGCGACGACGACGACGACGAAGAAGGAGGGGAGCGCAGUUCGUCGCGGAGAACGUGACCAUGAAGCGCACCGCUGGCUUUUUUUUUUCGACUGUUCCAGUGCACGGCUAAUAAUGCCGCUGGCCGGCUCUGGGUCAGCCACAGCGAUUCUACGGCUUCGAAUUCGAAUCCAUGGGUACACUACCGCCGCCAACAGCAGUUCUUUCCUUUUUCUCGUCUUUGACAACUACCUAGUGUACGAUGUUCUAAUCAUCCCGAGAUUGCCCGUCGCCCACUUGCUCUCCCAGCACCCGUCCAGCACCAAGAACGAGCUACUGGCUACAGUAGGCUCAAGCGUCAAAGCAAAGCCUCCGAUCGCCAUAAGACCUUAUCCCUCGUCCUAGCUACAUGUACUACUGUGCUAAUGAUGGGUCGUUGAACAUAAUUUUAUCGGAAAGUGCGCCGGCGGCAAUGCAGGCCAGGUGCAGUGUGAUGAGGUGCAUGUUGUCUGUGUAUGGGAAUGUAAAAGUGGAAUAUUCGUCCUCAUCCUAUUGCAGCAUCAACGAGGCCUCUCUGUGUUCACAGUACGAUGGCGUAUCAUCCACGCCAGAAGUUAAUGCGAUGCUGUGGCUAACGAGCUUGGGUGCAUCGUGCGCGGACAGACAUGGUGGCCGGUUGAGGAGAGCUCAGAGCAUCCAGAACGAGACAUUUGUUUGUGGAGUUGCAUCGGACGCCACUUGUGACCACGGGGCCGUACUGUAUCCCAUCGAAAAUUGCGACCGUUUUGAGAAGGAUGGAGAAGGAGGACGGGAACAAGACCGUCGUAUCUUCGAGUCAAGUCAACACUCUUCUCUCGUACCGCACGCUUGUCGACAUCGCGAUGCUCGGACUCGGGCUCCAGGUUCUCUUUCGGGGGGGGGGGGCUUGGUCAGGUGCUACAAAACGGAAACCUCCACAUCGAUCAGGUGUCAAAGGAGGCAAUCUGCAUCCGGGCGGAACUCUGUUUCCCCGGCCCCUGUUCCUUGACCGAGCCAUUGCACGACGAGCCAGCUCCAUACAGUUAGCAUCUACAUAGUAGACAUGGGGGUUACUGACUCUGU
This is a messenger RNA of Verticillium dahliae VdLs.17, 1083 nucleotides long. RefSeq lists its product as uncharacterized. Bases 392 to 1009 code for a protein of 205 amino acids. Lineage: Eukaryota; Fungi; Ascomycota; Sordariomycetes; Glomerellales; Plectosphaerellaceae. The transcript is spliced from 2 exons. The record is from RefSeq and is a predicted model, not a curated record.